UUGUUGUGUGCGAUUUUGACGCACCUAUGAACUAGAGUGCGUGUUGUCUGUCGGGGUGGCAUUUUGACUUGUAAAUAAUGUAUUCAUAUAAAAAAAUACUAUAUAUAUUAGAUAUUAGCUAAACAAUUAAAGAAUAUUGUGUAUGGUUAAAUAUUAAAAUAUUUAGUGCCUAGUUGAAUUAGUAUUAAUAAGUAAUUCAAUUGUUUUUCUUCAUAAAUUCAUCUGACAACGGUAUCAAAAUGGCGCAUCAGGCCCCAUCAGUCAAUUGUUCUUUAGAUGAUAUAGACUUAAAUGCAUUAAAAGAUCCAGCGGGUAUUUUUGAAUUAAUUGAAGUUGUUGGAAAUGGCACUUAUGGACAAGUAUAUAAGGGACGACAUACAAAAACUGGACAAUUGGCAGCCAUUAAAGUUAUGGAUGUUACCGAAGAUGAAGAGGAAGAAAUUAAGUUAGAAAUAAAUGUAUUAAAAAAAUAUUCAAAUCAUCGUAAUAUUGCAACAUAUUAUGGUGCAUUUAUUAAAAAAUCACCACCAGGAAAAGAUGACCAACUUUGGUUGGUCAUGGAAUAUUGUGGUGCAGGUUCAGUGACGGAUCUUGUUAAAUCGACAAAAGGACAAUCUUUACGUGAAGAAUGGAUUGCGUAUAUUUGUCGAGAAAUUUUACGUGGAUUAUCAUACCUACAUUCGAAUAAAGUUAUUCAUCGUGAUAUUAAAGGACAAAAUGUUUUGUUAACGGACAAUGCUGAAGUUAAAUUAGUUGAUUUUGGUGUAUCAGCUCAAUUAGAUCGUACAAUUGGACGUCGUAACACAUUUAUCGGUACACCGUAUUGGAUGGCACCAGAAGUAAUUGCAUGUGAUGAGAAUCCAGAUGCUACAUACGAUAACCGUAGUGAUUUAUGGUCGUUGGGUAUUACAGCAUUAGAAAUGGCUGAAUCACAACCACCAUUAUGUGAAUUACAUCCUAUGCGUGCAUUGUUCUUAAUACCACGUAAUCCGCCGCCACGUUUAAAAAGUAAAAAAUGGGCAAAAAAGUUUCAUAGUUUCAUUGAAACUGUGUUGGUGAAGGAUUACCAUUUACGUCCUUACACAGAACAAUUACUGAAACAUCCUUUUAUUAGGGACCAACCGACAGAACGUCAAGUUCGAAUACAACUUAAGGAUCAUAUCGAUCGAUGUAAAAAACGUAAACAAGAAAAAGAGAGAGAAGACUAUCGUUAUUCAGGCUCUGAAAAUGAAGAUGAAGAACCUGCAUUAGCUGGAGAACCAUCUAGUAUUGUACAAGCACCCGGUGGCGAUACAUUACGACGAAAUUUCCAACAAAUCCAAGAAGGACGAACAUUAUCACAAGGUGGACAACAGGCUGCUGAACCACCACGUGCCGAGCCACGAGCACCAAGACGCGAACGUGAAGAAAUACCCGAACCAGGACCACCUGCACGACCUCCUAUACCUCAUAGACUUAUUGUUGUACCAGAUCCACCUAGCAGGUACAGACCCUUGCCACCAACACCUCGCCCAGGAAAUGGCGCUCAACCUCAAUCUCAGCCACAACAACAAAGAAAUUCCCAACAUAUGUUUAAGCCAAUGUUACCACCAAGAAGGCCUGAGGAUUUGGAAACAUUAGCAGCACAAUUAAAUGAAUUAGGUGUAGUACAACCAGAAGCACCACCACGAAAUAAUCGAAGUAAAUCUGGUAACGGUGGAAAUGGUCAUAGUAAUAAUAAUAACGGUAGUGGCAAUGCUCAAUCACAAAAUUUACCACAAAAUCAUGCCACUACUGCUGCAGUUAUCGAUGAUGAAUCUGAUUCAGAUAGUGAACCAGAAGAUAGCGGUCGUGUAAGAAAUGAUGGUACUCUAUUAGCUAGUGAUCCACCAAAACCUCUGCCGGGAUUAGGAUCAGUUGCCGAAGGUACACCGUCAUCAUCCAGCCCAGGUGCAACUAGUUCUGGACCUACAGCUGGUGGGGCACCAAAUCGUCCACUACCUCCUACUCCUGACGAUGACGAAUCUCAGGGUGACAAGACUCUAGUUAUGAAAAGGCUAGCGGCGGCCAGUCAAAAUUCAGAAGUAGUUAAUAACGAAAAAAGCGGUGAUCUCGAUGAAGCAACAUUAUUAAAAGAUUGGGAUUUUGCUCGAUUCUUUCCAACGAAAUUUCAAGGCAACAACGAUUCAUCAACCACAUCAUCAAAUAGUUCAAAUAUUGAUCCGAAGAAAAAGAAUGAAACUUCUGCAAAUCAUCAUCGACGUAUGGAGAGUGUAGAUUCGAAAAUAUCAAAACCAUUCUUCCGUGGCUUCCGUCGCGAAAAUUCCGAUUUUUUCCCAUUAAGUUCAGCAAGACAUUCCGCCAUAUUUAUGGAUCGUAAUGCAAAUCCAUUACGUACAAGUGGUUUUUUUAAUAAUCGUCGUGGUUCCGAUGCCAGUAUUAUUGGGUUAGCGAAAAAACUCAAUAACGGCGAACCGAUUUUAACAGAUUUCGUUAAAACAAACAAUGAUUUUAUUGUUUCAAAGAAUAAAACUGAAGAUAAAUCAAAAGAUAAUAAUAUUGAACAAGAUACAUCAAGUUUCAUUCGACCACGUCGUGAGAAAACUGAAUCUGAUAUUGUGUUACGUAAUUCAGUAACACGACAAGAAUUACGUGAAAGUUUAGAAGCACGUAGGCGUGAGGUUGAAGGACAAUUUUCACGACAUGCUGAUGAUAUUAGACGUAGAAAUUCAAGACCGUUAGAUUUACCCUCAAUGAAUAAUUCACCAAAAUCAAGUACUAGCAGUAACAUAUUUGAUGCAGGCGAUUAUUUAUAUUUGCAGGCAGGACGUGGUAGUAAUGCUGGUGAAAGUACACGAACCAGUAGCGUUUUACCAGAUUUAUUAAGUCAAGCGAGUGCAAGUCCGGGGACACCAUCAGCACGUGAUAAAUCUUCGAGUGAAGAGUAUCGCCAGGCUGUAUCGUCGAAUACAAAUUCCCCCAAUAAAAUGUUAGGAAAUAAUUUAUUCCCUGGAUUAAAUCCUAAUGCCAUUGCUUUACAACAGAAACAACGAUCGUUCCUCACAUUUGGUUUUGGAGCUGGUUCUGGACCAACACGACGUGAAUCUCAUGUAAAUGUUAAUGUUACACCUACCUCGCAUGAUGUUGGGUCUGAUACACCGGAAAUUAGAAAGUAUAAGAAACGAUUCAAUUCCGAAAUAUUAUGUGCCGCUUUAUGGGGUGUUAAUUUAUUAAUUGGAACUGAAAAUGGUUUAAUGUUAUUGGAUCGUUCCGGACAAGGUAAAGUGUAUCAGCUAAUAUCUAGAAGACGAUUCCAACAAAUGGAAGUAUUAGAAGGUCAAAAUAUUCUGGUCACUAUUUCUGGUAAAAAAAAUCGUGUACGUGUGUAUUAUUUAAGUUGGCUCAAAUCAAAAAUAUUACGGACUGAUGGUCUUAGUGAUCAAGUAGAACGACGAAAUGGUUGGAUAAAUGUUGGUGAUUUACAAGGUGCCGUACAUUUUAAAAUAGUUAAAUAUGAACGAAUAAAAUUCUUAGUGAUAGCUUUAAAAGAUAGUAUUGAAAUAUAUGCAUGGGCACCAAAACCAUAUCAUAAAUUUAUGGCAUUCAAAUCAUUUGGUGAAUUAGCCCAUCGACCAUUAUUGGUUGAUUUAACUGUUGAAGAAGGUACACGACUAAAAGUGAUUUAUGGUAGUGCGGAUGGUUUUCAUGCUGUGGACUUAGAUUCAGCAAGUGUUUAUGAUAUUUAUUUACCGAAACAUACACAAGGACCGAUUUCACCGCAUUGUAUAGUCGCAUUACCAAACAGUAAUGGUAUGCAAUUAUUAUUAUGUUACGAUAAUGAAGGAGUUUACGUAAAUACCUACGGCAGGGUGUCUAAAAAUAUUGUAUUACAGUGGGGUGAAAUGCCCACAUCCGUGGCAUAUAUUGGUACUGGUCAAAUAAUGGGUUGGGGCAAUAAAGCAAUUGAAAUUCGUUCAGUUGAGUCAGGACAUUUGGAUGGUGUAUUUAUGCAUAAAAAAGCACAACGUCUGAAAUUCCUUUGUGAACGUAACGAUAAAGUGUUCUUUUCAAGUGCUAAAGGUGGAUCAUCAUGUCAAAUAUAUUUUAUGACAUUAAAUAAACCUGGUAUGGCUAAUUGGUAACAUAUAAUACUACAAAUAGUGUGACAUCUGUGGUAUUAUUUAAUCAAAAUGGCGGUAUCAAAAUAUGAUCAACAACAACAACACAACAUAACUCCAUUUUGUUAUGGAGUUUAUUAUUAUUAUUAACGACUAUUUUCAAUUCAAAAUGUAUUAUUUCUAAGCAGUCUUUCUUUGUAGUCUAAAAGCUGACUGUUAAUAAGGAGAUUAAUUUCACAUAAAGUUGAAUUUUUUAUAUGCUCAAAUCGUCAUAUCCUCGAAACGAGAGCUUUGAGUUUAGUCAAGAUGAUAUUGUCAUAUGCGGCGGCGAUCUCUUUAUACAUUUAGGGCACCCCGUUUGAAAAUAAUUGAAUUAAAAAUAUAUAAUCGAUGCCUUGCAAGUACGUCAUCCGCCUAAAUCACAUUAUUAUCAGCUAACCACCACCCAAACCGAAUAGCAUGUAGUAGCAGCUUUUGUUUCAUGAUAAAAAUAAGUCCAAUUAAGGUAAAACUGUGCUAUGUUAUUUGUUGCAUUUUCGGACUGAAAUUUUAUCAAAAUUGCUGCUCUAUGCGAAUGAACGCUCUAUCGUUCUGAAAAAUCCACGAAUUUUUAUUCACAUUGGGCAUUUUUGAUAAUUAUUUUUCUUUAUUGAUGGAUAAAGAUAAAUAUCGAAAAGAAUAAUGAAAGAACGCUUUUAAACACUUUUUACCCACACUCGUUCGCAAUUGAAUCAAUUAACUGCUGCGAACGAAAAGUGCUUAUUUAUGCACUAACUUUUUAAAAUUACGAUAAUAGAUUUUACUAAAUUCCGGCACUGUUUUUAUAUAAAAUGUGUGCAAACUUCUAUUCUUUAAAACAUUUUGAUAAGAAAAAAAACCUAUAUUUGAGGAAAGCUCUUCGUUAAUUCAUCGUUUGUAAUUCGGUUGUAUUGAAAUAAUCAACUACCAUAAAUG
This is a messenger RNA of Chrysoperla carnea, 5051 nucleotides long. RefSeq names its product serine/threonine-protein kinase mig-15 (gene msn). Gene Ontology annotation, molecular function: ATP binding; protein kinase activity. Gene Ontology annotation, biological process: protein phosphorylation. Bases 240 to 4121 code for a protein of 1293 amino acids. The transcript has 17 exons. Lineage: Eukaryota; Metazoa; Arthropoda; Insecta; Neuroptera; Chrysopidae. The record is from RefSeq and is a predicted model, not a curated record.